This is a messenger RNA of Diospyros lotus (date-plum), 492 nucleotides long. RefSeq names its product ent-kaurenoic acid oxidase 1-like. Bases 1 to 492 code for a protein of 163 amino acids. The transcript is spliced from 5 exons. Lineage: Eukaryota; Viridiplantae; Streptophyta; Magnoliopsida; Ericales; Ebenaceae. Gene Ontology annotation, molecular function: monooxygenase activity; oxidoreductase activity, acting on paired donors, with incorporation or reduction of molecular oxygen; iron ion binding. Gene Ontology annotation, biological process: sterol metabolic process; brassinosteroid homeostasis; multicellular organism development. The record is from RefSeq and is a predicted model, not a curated record.
AUGGAAGGGUUGAUGCAGUUAACGGACGAAGAAGGGAAGCGAUUAAGCGACAAGGAAGUGGUUGACAACAUUGUUAGCCUUGUUAUUGCAGGAUAUAUGUCCACUUCCUUUGCAAUGAUGUGGGCAUUGUACUAUCUUGCCAAGGACCCGAAUGUUCUUCAAAAGCUUAGGGAAGAGAACAUACACAUCAGCCAGGAGAAGAAUGAUAAGCUUAUUACAAGUGAUGAUAUUUCAAACAUGAAGGAUACAAAUAAGGUUAAAAUUCCCAAAGGAUGGAAAGCACCAGCAAGGGCUGGAACACACCUUGUGUUUGGUGGGGGACUGAGAUUGUGUGCAGGAAACAUGCUGGCUAAGCUACAAUUGUCGCCAUUUUUCUUCAUCACUUGGCUGUGGGAACUGGUGAAUCCCAAUGCCAAAAUGACUUAUCUUGCUCAUCCAAAACCGGUUGAUGGAGUUGAGAUUACCUUUGGGAGAACUGACAAAGCAAAGUGA